Molecule: messenger RNA, 1060 nt
Organism: Amoebophrya sp. A25
Lineage: Eukaryota; Dinophyceae; Syndiniales; Amoebophryaceae
Source: the annotation of a GenBank genome assembly
AUGGGAACAGCUGGCAAUGGAGUUGGCUCUACACCAGGACUUUUUAGAGGUUACCAUGGUGAUCCGGUUCCAAUGCCCAACACGAAUCGCGCGCCUGGAGGAGAUCAGGUUUAUCUAGGGCAAGGAAGCAGUAGUGGUGUAGUCACGAGAGAACUGUGGAAGUUCACGAAGAUCGCCUUCGAAUCUACCUACAAGAAGCAGCACAAGUGCCAAGUUCACGAGGGAUACCUUCUGACAGCGAAGGACAAACGACCAGACAAGGACCCGCCAAGAGUCGAGAGCUACUCUAGCCUUAUCGACUGGCUGGGGGCGUUUGAAUCCUACCUACUACGACUAGUGUCAAAAAGGAGGCCAGAGCAGUACCUUUUCCCAGAAGAAUUAGAAAAUGAAAUAGUUGAAGAACUCAUCUUCUCGGGCGAAGGAGCGGACACUAAGAGGACUAAGUUCGGAAACGUCUUCAAAGAGAGCCAGAAGGUGAAGUUAAGACGGCUAAGAAUCACGCGUCGAUCGAGGUGGACACUUACGUGUGACAAUCUUACGAUCCGACUUUACGAGGUGUACAGACAUGCGUUUGUUCGAGGACGAGCCGAAAUGGAGCGAUUCAUGCAGUUCCGGCGCCGCAAAAACGAGCCCGACAUAGAAGUUCUUCAGCGAUAUGUCCAAGAGGCUGACGAGGCGAGCGUGAAUCUGUUUCCUAAUAGUCCAGAGGAACGCAACCACGUCUGGGAGGUAUUCAUCACAAAGGUGCCCGAUUUCGCACCACAGGAAGUUCACGAUAUGAUGGUGCAUACCAAUCUCGGCAGAACUGGGGUGCCGCACUUCGAGAACGUCCUCCCGUACAUGGAGUACCUGGAAGGUGUGAAAAUGAUGCAUCGUAGAGGAAAGGCAACUGAGCAGGAUGGAAUCACCGCAGGAGGUGCCCGCCAAGAUGACAUGGAAGACACUCCCCGUGUUGCCGCUGCUUCUGCUAGGACUGGAGAACAGGCUGCAGUAAAUGUCGUUGACCCGAAAUCGCGCUACAGCUACAACGCGAAGAACAAAAAGGGCAACUUCGGGGGAG